Molecule: messenger RNA, 1080 nt
Organism: Onychostoma macrolepis
Lineage: Eukaryota; Metazoa; Chordata; Actinopteri; Cypriniformes; Cyprinidae
Gene: kxd1
Product: KxDL motif containing 1
Exons: 5
Coding region: 187-738 (183 amino acids)
Biological process (GO): lysosome localization
Cellular component (GO): BORC complex
Source: RefSeq, a predicted model, not a curated record
CAUAUGACAACUUCACAACAAAAAUGUCUGCCUGCUUGUCAGUCCGGUGAAUUGUUUUUUAAUUUUUUUUUUUAUCGUUUCACAAAUAUAGCAUUUGCGUCAUAGCUUCUGCAUCUGAUAAAGACGUUGUCAAAAUAAAACCAAGCCAGACGCAAACUAGUCAGUGAAUAUUUUACCACCGUAAUCAUGGAGCCCACAGCAUCGGGAAUAUUCUGUAAUAGGAUGCUCAGUAUGGUGAACUCUGAGGACGUGAACGCCAUCAUUCAAGCGCAGAGACACAUGCUGGACCGGUUUGAGAAGACCAAUGAAAUGCUGAUCAACUUUAACGGACUGUCCAAUGUGCGCUUACAACAGAUGAAUGAACACUUUCUAAUGCACACCCGUACUUUAAUAGAGAUGAAGAAAGACUUGGACAGCAUUUUCAGACGAAUAAGGACUUUAAAAGGCAAAGUUGCGAAACAAUAUCCAGAGGCCUUCAGCAACAUCAAUGAAUGUUCCAACCUGGAGGAUGAUGAUGAUGACUUUGACCCCAUUCCUCCCAGUGUGGCCACCACCAUCACAACCACUGUGACGUCUGAACAGAGCACGGAGUCAUGUGACACAAGCCCUGAUGUGAUAUCUCCCACCAUUAGCUGCUGCUCUGAAGACCCCUCUCAAGAGAACACCGGCACACCAACCUCUGACAGCCACGAACAGCCAGUGUUACGGGACGAGGGGCCGGAUUCAGCUGACUUUUAGAUUCACGUGUAUAAUAUUGUAUUUACUGCAUGCAGAUGCCACUUAAAAGUGGGGCGAUGCAAGCUUACAGCUUAAGGUUUACUAUGCGAAAAUGGUUUUAAUGCUACUGUUGUUAAAUGUUAUUUUAAUUUAGAAAAAUAAUGCAAACUAGCUUACUUUUUGCAGAUUACAAAAAGUUUUAAAGACACAUUUAAAAACAGUUUUGUUUACCUUGUGUUGUGACAUUUUCAUGUUCAAAACCACAUUUAGUAUUAAUUCUAGAUUCAGAAAAGUAUGUCAUUAAAUAAGAGCUUUCUCACAGUGCACAAUGUGAGUGUUUUAAUUAAACUCUGUUUGCUUGAA